Molecule: messenger RNA, 1263 nt
Organism: Trichoderma breve
Lineage: Eukaryota; Fungi; Ascomycota; Sordariomycetes; Hypocreales; Hypocreaceae
Exons: 8
Coding region: 1-1263 (420 amino acids)
Source: RefSeq, a predicted model, not a curated record
AUGAAGCGGCCACUACUUCUCUUUGUUCAACUAUUUGUGCUUCUAGGCCUUGUACUCGUCACGUCGUCUCUACCAACUGAUCAUCCAAUCACAAACCACACUACUUCUUCGAAAGCCAGGUCAAGAGGUAAUAAAGAUGCUUUUCAAAACUGUCGAAAUGGAAGAAUCGCUCCCUACAUUGAGCAGGCUUUUGAGGACGCAGAGCUCAUUCUGGGAAAUGCAUUUGACAUGAUGGACCUGCUCAUUCCGCUUUUUUAUGCCGACGGGACCGGUCUACUUCUACCUGACAAGGCCACAAAACAGGGCCGAACUUUUGAUGAAGACAAUGUGUUUUCCACAUACAGCUUUUUGAUUAGAAGACUGUACUUUCCCGACAAUCCGGACUGGAACAGGGGAAACAUGGAUGCAAUGUUACACGCGCGUACCAUGUUAUUCACCAUGAAGUACACGAUUCAGCAAUACUUACUUGGUAACCACAUUCCUGGUCAUCCGAAAUUACAAAUGUAUUGUGACGAAACAGAAUACAUGUUCGAAUACAACGACCGUGGCACACGCUAUAUCGACGACUAUCCCCAAGCUACAAACCCCUAUAACGGAAUGUAUUUCGUAUCACGGGCUGUGGGAUCUCAUUCUGCUCACACAGGCCAUAUAUGGGUUGGAGUCACAGAGAUCUGCGAAGAAUCUCGGGGACAAACUCACCGCAAUAUAGGAUCGCUCGUCAUUCCAACCUUGGACGUAUACGCAUACGUGGAGAACCCAUCACCCCAAAACCUCGACGAAACCCUGACUCUUUGCCCAGCACGGUCUGAUCAAUGGAUAACCGCUGAAUCGAACUCGGUAAUGGAUGGCCUUGAAUUGCGGAGGCUACACGUCCCAACAAAUUCGGAACCCAAUGCAUAUCAGAAAGCGGCGUUGGAUAAAUUGACUUAUCAGAAAUCUGACAUAGGUUGGCUGGGACAAUUCCUGGUAACAACUUUGAUCCAUGAGCUAUCGCACACAGAGGCCUUUACCCCCAAAGGCAUCCAGCAAAAGGAUAUCGAAUGUUUGGCAAGUGGAGAGCCUGUCAUCACAUCUGGAAGCAUCCAAUGUCUCUAUAGCGUCGCUAAAGGGACUGACGGUUUAGACCCGCAUACCAACACUCCACAAGGCCAUUUGGAUGCAGAGGCAUUAACUUUAUUCGCCAUGGCAUUAUGGGCAAACUCGGCGACUUGGUGGAAGUCUUACGAAGCAAGGCGCAGACAGAAAGACCCCCAGCCACAAUAA